AUGGGAUUGAAGAAGAAAACAUAUGAAAUAUCAACUCUUUGUGGGGUUGAUGCUUGUGUAAUCAUCUAUAAUUGGACGUCAGAUGAUCGCCCUAUGGAACCGAUAUUUUGGCCUUCAAAUCCUGAGGAGGUGAAAUCCAUUAUCAAUAGGUACAAAGAACAUAGCAAGGAGGAGAGAGGGUUGAAAACCCUAGAUUUAUCAGGCUUUUUCGAGGAAAGGACUAAGAAGAUCCAGAAAGAGAUUUCAAAAUUAGGCCACCAAGGUGCAGAUCAGACUAAAUACCCCACAUGGGACGACCGACUAAAUGAUCUAUCAACAGAUCAACUUAGGGAACUCGUGAAUGCAUUGGGCAACAAGCUUGAAGUCAUCAAGUCUAGGGUUGAGUUAUUGAAGAUGAGUCAAGCUCUGUUAGAAGGGCCUGCAUCGGUAAACCCUAGUUAUCCUAAUAAUGCAAUGCCAUCAACACAGAGCUUGCAUGUUCCUUAUAUGGGCGCGAUUGACUCAAUGCCGUUAGUACCAAACCCUAUGACUCCUAUGAUGAAUCCAAGAAUGACUAAGGUGAUGAUGGCAAUGAUGACAAACGACAACACUAAUAGUUCUCAAUUCAGUGGCCCAUCCAACUGCACUAACAACACUCAGUAUACUCCACCAUUGCAACACCCAUUUUACUAUGAUCCCACGUCAGGACUUUUGGAGAAUAUAGUGUACAGCAAUCCUGGACCAUCAUCGUGCUACUACCCGCCUGCCAUGCUGCCACCAAUACUUCCAUACAUCCCGAAUCAAAUGAUAACAAAUGUUCCUCAAAUAGCCAGAGAUUAUGAUAUGAAUGAAUUGGAUGUAAAUGAUAACAAGCAAGGUAUUAGAUAUGGAUGA
Molecule: messenger RNA, 873 nt
Organism: Vitis vinifera (wine grape)
Lineage: Eukaryota; Viridiplantae; Streptophyta; Magnoliopsida; Vitales; Vitaceae
Product: agamous-like MADS-box protein AGL103
Exons: 1
Coding region: 1-873 (290 amino acids)
Molecular function (GO): DNA binding; protein dimerization activity
Source: RefSeq, a predicted model, not a curated record